Messenger RNA from Drosophila biarmipes, 3370 nucleotides. RefSeq lists its product as uncharacterized. Bases 1684 to 2823 code for a protein of 379 amino acids. The transcript is spliced from 6 exons. NCBI's taxonomy places the organism in Eukaryota, Metazoa, Arthropoda, Insecta, Diptera, Drosophilidae. Gene Ontology annotation, molecular function: DNA-binding transcription factor activity. The record is from RefSeq and is a predicted model, not a curated record. Gene Ontology annotation, biological process: regulation of DNA-templated transcription.
UGUUCUCCGUCGGUGCAAAACGAUCGCGCGAGGUAGAUGCAGUGAAAACACAGCUUAUUAAAAUGUGUUGAGGUCUUUGUCAUCCAGCUAAAGCGAGCUCUCCGCUUCCUCGGAACCAAGGAAGUCUUUUUCACAGCGCAGACUUGAGUUUAGGUGGAUACCAACUACUUAACUCGAACUCAAUGGAAUGCACGGUGACUGCACGAAAGGCGACGUGCGGCACUCUCACAGAGAGUAGUCAGUUCCCGUUAGAUUGGAAGUAAACUUCUCCCAAAAGCCUUGUGCUCACACAUGUUUGUUUGAGUGACUUUUCGUUAUUUUGAGUUGUUAUCUGAUCAUUAUACCAUGCAGCUGCUCAUGCUCCAAUAGACCAACAACAUCAACGUGUCAGCAGAUUGCCGACUUCCCAGAUACUUCAAGAAGCUAAAGCGAUCGCUUGAAAUAUCGCUUUGGGAUAGGGAAAAUCACUCUCGUCGGCAAAAAAGAAGCCACUUCGGCGACGCUUCUCAGAGGUUAUUUUUUUAAUCUUCCAGAUGUGACUUCCUAGCUAUAAAUGUAUAUUUCUUUAUCUCUUAAAUCUGUGCUCUUGACGUUAAACGAUAGUUUUUUCGUCAAAUUGCUUGCUGGUCAUCGGCUGUGCCGACAAUCGAUUCUGAAGCGACUCUCUCUCUCUCUUGAUAGUUUCAUAAAAUAUUUUUGUGUAUGUACUUAAACCAAUAUGAAAAAGCCUUACCCAUCUGUUUCUGAUAUCGACUUUUGUGAGGAAUAACUCUAGUUAAUUCGUCUAAAUAAAUAAUUCUAAAUCUAGCUUGCGUAAAAACGGACGGACGGACGGAUUAACCCAACAAGAUCUAGGUCGCUUCAUAUUGUCUUCUUCCAUAAUAACUAAUGCUGUAACAACAGUAGAUAUUACAGCAUUCGUUUCUUUUCUUUAUAUUAUAUAUUUUAUUCGUUUUUACUAUCUGUUGUUUAAUAUUUUUGGUUUGUAUUUAAGCCAAUGUGACUGUAAAUUUAUACGCAGAUUUAUAUGACAUUAAUCAACACUGGGCACACAAAAUAUAAUGGUCUGAAAAUAGUAAAUAAUAAAUAGUAAAUAAAUAUAUCGUACACAAAUGUAAAAAUGCUGAACAAAGGACUUUUUUGACAAAAAAAAAGUGAUUGAUAAGGCUUAAAUUCGUUUUUGCUUAUAAAAAAUACAAAUUUAAAAAGUGUAUCAUUCAUUUAUCGACAACACAAAAAAGACAUUGAUUAUGUGAAACAUCGAUAGUAUCGAUAGUUCCAUUUGUGUUUCAUCAUCUCGCCCAUAUAUUGUCUUGCAGUUUCUGUUCGCAUCGUUGCAGCACAAAGGGUCCUUUUUACUUGCGAAUGUGUCUUCAUAAAUAUCUUAUAAUAAACAUAACGAUAAACCACCCUUGUUUGACGCAAAAUGACGAAUUUUAAAAUGUGUCGCAUUGCUACAAAAUGAUCGGCCGAGGCCGCUACUAUAAAUGUGUGCGUGCAGGCUAAAAAGGGAAAACCAAUUCUCAUCCAUAUGUUCGAGAAGGGUGCGCGCGCGACGGCUGAAAUAUAUAUGCUAGUACUUGCCCUCGAUUUACUUUUGCCACGAAAUACCUGGACCAUGUACACAAACGUACGUAUGUAGGAUUAAUACCAUACACGUUCAACAGCGGAAACAGGAUCAAAAUGUUAUUUGAGAAGGAUAAUAUUGUCUUUGAUGAAGAGGAAAACGAGAUGAAUACUCUUGAUAUAUAUGAGAAUGAGCGCCAGGGCAAGGUAUAUCCAUAUCCCUUUUUUCUGGCGGAUGAUGACACGUGGUACAGAAAUGAUGAUGUAUUCUCAGUGGCCUGUCCAGAAGCCAUUCCUAUUACCCAAAAGCCGGAGGCCGCCCACACCAGAAUCGGAACCACUCAUGCCACCCAUGCCACCCCUGCCGACGACCUUCCCAACCCGAUCUCCGCCGAGCUCAUCAUCUGCGACAGUAGUAGUAGUGACGGCGCCGACGUCGUGGCCAUCCAAAACCCUGUCACCUCCACUCUGAAGAGAUCAGCAUCGUCCUCCGUGGCUCAUAAGCAUUCUCAAAAGAUCAUUCUACAAAAGAGGCAUUCGACUCGAGAUACCCCGGAAUACAUAAGGCAAUUUCUGCCUUUUGAGAUGUUCAAACAGGCCUUCAAAAGAAGCGAUACCUCCCAACUAGAAAUCGAAGAGGAUAAAAGCGUUACCUCCGCAGUCUCAGGUUCAGUCUCAUGCGUCACCACCAAAAAGACCCUGAAUGCCGAGGUUCCCGACCCCAGCUUUGGCGAAAUAGAAAUCCUGACUAUUGACCAGGUCGAUAACAACGACACUAGUACUAGCACCUCCAACACCUCCACCACCGAAACGGAAAAAGCAGACCUCAUAGACAACGUUCGCAGUGCCGAAGACGAGACCACCAACGAAUCAACCAUCUCAUACUGUGAGGAAUCCAACAGCCCAACAGCCUCGUCCGGUUACCCUGUAGUUAGUACCACCCAGUUUAUCCCCUCGCCUGCCGGUGAAAAUAAGGCCCCUCGGAAAAGAGGACGUCCUGCCAAGGAUCAUGCGGACGGACCCGAUCCCCAACGCAUGUUGCGCAUGAACUCCAAAGAAAGAAAGGCCUACGAGGAGAGGGUCAAAAACAACGAGUCGAGCCGCAUGUCGCGUCGAAAGAAGAAAAAACGCGAAGAGGAGGAGAUGAAAGCUGAGGAGGACCUUGUGGCCGAAAAUCUGCGACUCCGAGAACUGGUCGAUAAGCUGUCGUCCCAGGAACGCAAGCUGAAGAAGUUUUUGAUAGAGCAGAAGAAGUAGCAAUUGCCUCAAGAUUCAUAAUUUUUAAAGCAAUUUUAUUUAGUACUCGGCGUUUUAUAGAAAAUAACUAUUUGUAAUGAAAAGGCGGGAGGUAUGUACUGUGAUUAUCCUAGCCCUAUUUAGCUUUAAUUUUCUGAAAACUCGGGUUGCUCCUCAUUCUUUAACAGAACAUUGAAUAUCAAACUAUUUUUUAACUCAUAGAUUGCAUAAUAUUUUUUUUGGCACAGAUUAUAGACCAAAAUAGAUUUUACAUUUUUUAAGACUGAUUUGAUUAUCUUAGGUAUAAACAGUCACUGACUAACUCUCUUCGAGCGCAGACGCCAGUGCCCAAUUUUGUUUUUUAUCUCUUUUAUUUUUGUUCCAUCCACACCACUCAUCGCUUAUAAAUGGUCAUUUAUUGUGUCACGUGCCUUUGAUAUGUAAUCGAAGGCACAUGUUUACGAAUCAAAGCUUAAAGUUAUAUGUUCUUAGCAAUGCUUUGCGACCGCAAAUUUAUCAUUAUAUAUUUCAUAGACCCUAAAAAUAAAGUUCAGAAUAUUUCUGCACA